AUGAGAGGAACAUUUUCAAACGGAUUGCAGCAUGCCAAUCUUUUUAUAGCGCUGAUUUUACUUUUUAUCUUCCUUUCUGCAACACAGGUACGGUCGGAAGGAUAUACUUUAAUAGCAGAAACCGAAUCCCAUCUCAAUUUGUUGUUUGAAAAAUAUAAAAGUGUCGACACCAUCUGUGAUAACGAUUUAGAUCGUCUUAUUUCAGAUACAAGGAACCCAGAAGUCAAGUGUUUCGAUGCAAAGAACAUUUUCAAUGGAUCUUUGGACAAAGAGGCUUUUCGAAAAAUUUUGCCAACUUUAAUUUUUGAUCUUGUCGAGCACAAAUGUCAUGACAGUCCCUUAAAAAGCAGCCCCAAAUACGCUAGCCAUAAUUGGAAAGUUUGGGUUACUAGCAUUACUGCAGUUAUUAUAAUCAGUUUCUCUGGUCUCCUUGUGGUCGCCCUGGUUCCAAAGAUGUCAAGAAAAAUUUAUAAUGUCGUUACCCAAUUUUUAAUUGCUCUUUCUGUCGGCUCACUGAUUGGGGAUGCCUUCUUACAUCUUAUUCCUCACGCUCUACUCUCUGACGGUUCUAGUAGCCAUGGUCAUUCCCAUGAUUCAGAUGGAAAAGACGGUAAUCUGCAUGAUACUUUUAUCUGGAAAGCCAUGAUUGUUAUUUUGGGCAUUUAUGCUUUCUUCUUAACCGAAAGAAUAACAAUUAUCGGUCAAAAUCACGCAUCUAUGAGAAAACUUAAGAGAAAUGAAAAGCUAAAAUCUCUUUCCAAAAAUAAUAACGAGAAUGGCAAGGAAUCCACCGCCAAUAGCGUCGCUGCCUUGACACGUCAAUCCUCUGACCUGACCUCUUCACCAUCUCAGGGUGCCAGUAAUGAACCUUUUGUUGAUUUAAAUCAGAGAACUCCCGGAGAAAACCCCUGUACUAACCGCAUCGGAGUUGAUGAAAUCACUUGCGAAUUGGAUGAAAGACCUCCUAGCGGUACACGACAUCUCUGCAAUAGACCCCCCUCUAGACCGUUGGAUAAUGCUCGUUGUUCGGAAUUUCUUGCCAAUGAGCAAGGUACAAAUAUCAACGGAGUUGCAAGUAUUUCCAUAUCCCUGAAUCUUGAAGAUAGCGAGGAAGAAGAGUCGAAGAGGCACGUCAAAUUUGAAGGCGAUUACUCAAAUAAUGAUGAUGGAAGUGGAAGUGAAAGCGGAGGUGAUGAUGACGAUUAUACCGAAGUCAAUAAGAAGGCAGACAAGGCCGUUCAAGAAGGCCAUGGGCACCACACUCACGGACAUGGACAUCAUCAUCACGGUCACGGUCACGGGCAUGGACACCGUCAUCACAGUCAUCAUCAUGGACAUUCCAGAAGGGGUCCUCUGCAUCCCAGUAAACCCCAUGGUCAUCAUCAUGGCCAUAGCCAUGAUUUGAGCUCCGUGAAGGCAAUUGCAUGGACAAUUGUGGCUGGAGAUGGUCUGCAUAACUUCUGUGAUGGUAUCGCUAUCGGUGCCUCCUUUGCUGUUGAUAUUAAUGGUGGUAUUUCUACUGCACUGGCUGUUCUCUGUCAUGAAUUGCCUCAUGAACUUGGUUAG
Messenger RNA from Rodentolepis nana, 1566 nucleotides. Lineage: Eukaryota; Metazoa; Platyhelminthes; Cestoda; Cyclophyllidea; Hymenolepididae. The record is from the annotation of a GenBank genome assembly.